UCUGCCAUACCCUUUUAAAAAAGGAGACUUUCUUCUCGAAUACAAAGGGGAUCUGAUAACACGAGUAAAACAUGCACGGCAAUUAGAAAAGGAGUAUGAAAAGGAGAGUCAAGGCAGCUUCAUUUACUUUUUUAAAUACAGAGACAAAUCUUGCUGCAUUGACGCUACCAACGAUAUAUUUCAUGAGGGUCGAAUGAUAAAUGAUGCCGAAAAUGGAGACGCAAAACAAAAUUGUGUAAUGAAAAUAGUUGAAGUCAACCAAGCUCCCCAUCUAUGCACUUUCGCCGACAGAGACAUUGCAAUUGGCGAGGAACUCCGAUAUGAUUAUGGAGUACACAACACUUCCACGGAGAAAGGCAACACAAUGACUACUAGAUCUACGGACAGCCAGGAACCAGGACAAACAACAUCCAUACACACGGAAGAAGUCAAUGAGACGAAAUGUACGGAACAAAAAAGGGCAACACAAUGACUACUAGAUCUACGGACAGCCAGGAACCAGGACAAACAACAUCCGUACACACGGAAGAAGUCGAUGAGACGGUUUGUAAUAUUUCACUAUGUCGAAGCUACUAAGGCGUAUUUUCUGGUUUGGUUUAGUCUUA
Molecule: messenger RNA, 605 nt
Organism: Dreissena polymorpha
Lineage: Eukaryota; Metazoa; Mollusca; Bivalvia; Myida; Dreissenidae
Product: N-lysine methyltransferase KMT5A-A-like
Exons: 5
Coding region: 194-472 (92 amino acids)
Molecular function (GO): protein binding
Source: RefSeq, a predicted model, not a curated record